GAUGGAAAAUCUCAAAUUUCUAAUAGUUGAAAAUGUACAUAUUUGUAAACCACUUGAAUUUCUUCCCCACAGUCUAAUAUUUCUUAAGUGGCCCAACUAUCCUUUUCACUAGCCAUCUAAGUAUUUUCCUGAACAACUUGUUGAUAUUGAGAUGCCACAUAGUCGCAUUAGAUUGCCAAAGCUAAUGAUGCAGAAGCGUCCCUUUGAAAAUUUGAUAAAUGCCAAUCUUAGUGGUUGUGAAUUUAUUACGGAAGUUCCUAAAUUUAGGGCCCCAAAUUUAGAGAGUUUGGAGCUCGCUGAUUGUAAAAAUUUAGUUAAAUUAACUAAAUUACGGGCCCAAAAUUUAAAGUAUUUGGACCUCUCAGGUUGUGAAAAUUUAGUUAAGAUUCAUAAAUGCUUUGGAUCUCUUGAAAAGCUUACAGAAUGGGUUCUCGAUGGUUGUAGUAACCUUCUAUUUCUUCCAAGCCAGCUCAGGUUGAAAUCUCUUUAUCUUUUUAUUCUUUCUGGCUGCUCAAGCCUUAUGGAGUUCCCUAAUUUUCAUCCAGAAAUGGAAUGUUUAAACAUUUUAGAAUUAGAAGGGAGUGGUAUUAGAGAGGUGCCUUCAUCAAUCGAGCAUCUCACUAAGCUUGAGGAAUUAAACCUUUUAGAGUGCAAAAACCUUCGGGAUCUUCCAGAUAGCAUUUAUAAAGUGCAACAGCUUCAGUACUUGAAGACUCCUACUGCCAAAUUGAGACCAACGUGCGAUUCUUUUGAUGGCUCUUCCGGAUAUGGGUUUGUGAACAUGACAUAUUUGAAUUUCUAUAAAUGUGAAGGCAUAAUUGAAUUAGAUCUUUUGAUGAAGCCUUAUUACUUCCCCGCAUUGAAAGUGAUAAAUCUAGAUUGUACCAAUAUUGUUACCAUCCCUGAAAGCAUUAGCAAAUUUCCCAGAUUAGAACAACUUUAUGCUAGGGAUUGCAAGCUUCUUCGUGAAAUUCAAGGAUUUCCACAAUCAAUGUCGUCGUUGGGAUCAAGUAUGGUUUAUGUGAAUAAUUCCAUGUUGUUGAAUACCUCACCAAGCGGGCUAUUUAAUCAGGUAAUAGGAAUUAUUGGGAUUUUACCAAAUAGAGUAUGUGGUAGGGCAAGAAGCAACAAAUUAAUGGAUCUGCAAAUCUCCAAUAAUUUCCCAUCUGAAACUGAGGGUGCUGAAUCUGAAGAUGGGGACAUAUCAAUGGAUCUGCAGUUCUCCAAUAAUUUCCCAUCUGAAACUGAGAAACUUGGAUGGGUUCAUUUUGAAGGCGGUGGCCUUGGUGGCAUUAAUAACAUUAAUGGCUUUGAUCCUGGUAUUAGUUUUUUGGGAACUGAGAUGCUGAAAUGGUUUAAUCAUCAAAGUGUUGAUAACUCCAUAUUUUUCUCUGUUGGUCACAAUUUUCCAAAAUUGGUUGUCUGUAUUGUUCCUGGACUAGAGGACUUUGAUGGCUUUGUUGAAAUUUCCAUCAAUGGUUAUGAAAAUCGUGAAUAUGAGUCUAUUCAUCUAUCGCGAAAUUAUACACAAUCUCCAUGUUCACAAUAUUUAUUUUGUCUAACUCAAUGGCCUCAGCUGCAGAGACAUUUGAAUGAAUCAAAUCCAACUGACCAGAAUCGUGUUAAGGUUUCAAUUAGAUAUAAUUCAGAUGACACCUGUUAUUCUAUAAAAAUGUGGGGGGUCCACGUAGAAUGCACCUGUCCUCCUCAAGAAGAUGAUGCUGUUGAUUAUGGGUAUUCUAUAAAAGGUUGUGGUUCGAAGAAACAGAGGACACGUUGAUGAACUCUGAAGAAAUAUGCCUCAAUCAAAAAAUCACAUUGAAACUGUUCCUCCUCGGUCGUUUCUCACCAGUUUCUUUUUGCAUUUGAUGCCAAGUUGACUAGGAUGGUUGCGGUUGAAGUCACUGGCAGGCCCUAGAUUUCCUUUUGCCUUGGAUAUGAGCUCUGUCUGAAGGUUAUGAGCUAUAAGCAUCUCAAGCUUCAUGGCAUACUGUGAGCUGAAGACAAGGGCAGUCUAGCAAAUUUUGUGUGGAACCUUCAAAAAAAAUCCUUUGAUGAGCCCUCUACACUGAGGUAAACUUGAAGCUCCUCCUCUGCACAUUGAUGAAGUCACUUAGACCCAGACUCGGCUGAACCCUGCAUUACAAAUACAGGAUGAGACACAUUGUUUCCUUCAAGUUGGAGGAAAUGACAAACCUUUCAAGUACUCAAAGAAUUGCCUCUUGGCAUGCUUGUCCUCAGGUAAAUAAUAUCCAUAGACAUUUGUCCAUUUAAGAACUUGCCUCAAUUCAACUUUCUGCAUAAACAGCAUAUUUGAUGAGAACAAGGAGGGUUUGUGCUUUACUUGGAAUAGACUCAGGUAUCGGGGGUGCUACAAAAGAUUCAAACUUCAGUUCUAUCCAGUUAAGCGUAUUGGAUGAGAAUGAACUCAGCAAUUGUAUCAAUAGAGGCCUUGAGCAUUGGUUUCAAAGCUACUUUCAGGGCUACUCUAGUCAACGCUAUAUUUAUAAUGAUUGUUUUCCUAAAUGUGAAAUUCCAGAGUGGUUUUGCCAUCAAAGUGGUUCUUUAUUGAGAAUCCAGCUACCUCCAAAUCUUUAUACUAAUUCUGACUGGGUAGGAACUGCUCUAUUUGCUACAUUCACAGUGCAUAAGCAUCCAACUCUCAUUCUUGACAAUUUGGAUACAGAAAUUUCUCAUGGCUUUUCUUGUUCUUUGAGAAGUGACAUGGGCAGCUGGACAGAGUCAAAUAAACAUUACAUCACUGAGUCUGAGCACAACAAAUUUAUUUGGUUAAAGCAACGUAAAUUCAUUUGCAUCAUGCAUGUACCUCAUGCUCGAUUUUCAGAUAAGUUGAAUUGUAGCAAUCUCUUAACUGCUUUAUUUGGUAGUGAUAGCCAAGACUUGAUGGUGCAAAACUGUGGUUACGGUCUUGUGUACCAGCAAAAUGUGGGAGAGUUGGUGCAAACAUUAGUCCAAUGCUCAACCAUGUUUUCUGAUAAUUCCGAUCUCAUCCACCAAUUUACUGCUCAUCAAUCUAGAACAAAGCAGCAGAGCCAUGAUGAUGAUAAUGUUGAGGGGGAAACCAGUGGAACUGGUGGAUCUAAUGGGACAUUGAGAGGGCUUCCAGAAAAAAUAAAGCAGCAGAGCCAUGAUGAUGAUGAAGAUGAAGAUGAGGGAGAAACCAGCGGAACUGGCGGAUCUAAUGGGACAUUGAGAGUGCCACAGUAUCAGGAAAAAGUUUGUGCAACUUGCUAUCAAAAAUUCAUUGAUGCCGGGGGGGCCAACCCAUUAUUGUCAUCGUCGAGAACGCUCUGAGGAUGAGACACACUGUUUCCUUCAAGUUGGAAGAAAUGAAAAACCUUUCAAGUACUCAAAGAAUUGUCUCUUUGCAUGCUUGUCCUCAGUUGAAGGUUAGUACUGGUGUUUAUCAACAAUGCUCAAGUGCUACUGCAGCUUCCUUUUGAAAAGUAGGGGUAAGAUGUUGGAUAGAGAGAUCUAAUUUAAAAGUGAAAACAAUGCAGAAGAAAAAUGUGAGAAAGCUCCUAAUUAGGAUGUUGAGCACAAGAAAACUUGUGAAGAUUCAGCUCACUUUUGUAGUUUGUAUGCAUUCCCUGAAGACUACAUAUCAAAGUUAAAAGAAAUGUGGAGACUCUCUCCUCGAUUAAGUCGCAGAGCCAAGAGUGUUAUGAAUAUUUAAAAAAAGGUUACUAGUGAAGGGUCUGUCAAUCGCAGGCCACAAAACCUACAUAAGCUUUCAUACUCUGAAUUUGGCUUUCAAUAUUAUUGGUUGUCCCCAGAAAGCUAUACUUUAAUACUUCCUCUGCAUCUCUCAUGACUACAUGAUCCACAUUGUGCUGAAGGUAUUACUGUGGCAGCUGCUUCUAAAGAUAGCACCCUAAAGGCUAUAGAUGAAGGUAAUUGGAAAAAGCCAAUAAGCUGUAACUCAAAUGGCAAAGAAGGAAAGCUACUAAUUUAAAGUAAUAGGAUGAACCCUUUGUGGAUAAUUUUUUUUUUUUUUUUUUUUUUGUUUGGACGUGUAUGCCUAAGUUUUUGUUGGCUUGGUUCCUUAUUUCUAUUCCAUGGUCAAACAUUCUCUGUAUUUUUGUACCAUGCUCCCAAAGGUCGUAACAAUCGACCAGUUAGGAUUUUC
Molecule: messenger RNA, 4150 nt
Organism: Quercus lobata
Lineage: Eukaryota; Viridiplantae; Streptophyta; Magnoliopsida; Fagales; Fagaceae
Product: disease resistance-like protein DSC2
Exons: 10
Coding region: 152-1780 (542 amino acids)
Source: RefSeq, a predicted model, not a curated record